AUGGCAACCCGUCGUUCCCAUACCAAGUCCCGCACUGGCUGUAGGCACUGUAAGCGGAGGAAGGUCAAGUGCGACGAAGCAUACCCAUCCUGCUUCAACUGCUCAAGACACGGCAUCCCAUGCAGUCUCUCAACAUCGCAUACCUCACCAGCAAACAUCACACCCCAAAGAUCAACAACAACACCAUCCGUCAACGGCCUCAGCCCAGAAGCACCAUUCAACUUCCUAGACGCCGCCCUCGACCAUGACAGACUCCAGUCUCCUGCACCGUCCAUCGGUCACUGGGGCCACGGCCUGGAGCUAAUGCACCAUUACACACUCGUCACCGCAAACACCCUCUCCAUCCGCCCGGAUAUGCAGCACGUCUGGCGCGUCACCAUGCCCGAGAUCGGCUACGAAUGUCCCUUCGUCAUGCAUGGCGUUCUCACACUCGCGGCUCUGCACAAGGCGUACUUGAUACCUUCAUCACGAGACAAGUACCUCGAGCUUGCGACAUCCCAUCAGACUGCGGGCAUCAACGGCUUCAGGACGCAGCUCCAUACCGUUGACGAUACCAAUUGGAAGCCGUUCUUCUGCUUCGCGUCGCUAGUCGUCUUCUAUGUUGCUUUGUUGCCCGUGCGAAUGGAGCAGGACCUUGACUCCGAGCCUGAUAUCAUGGGUGUCUUUAUCUUUGUACGCGGCAUUCGUACGAUUCUAGAACCGUAUCAGACAAAGAUUGUGAGGACAGAGUUUGCGCCUUUGGCAACAGGCAUAUGGACAGUUGACCCGAGUGACCCUGCAUAUAACAGGCACCCGCCACUUCACAACUCCCCACUCCCGCCCGACGUUUUCGAAGCAAUCCAAGGCCUCUCAGACUUUUACACAGAAAACCUCCACGACAGCGCGCGCGAAGAGUACGUGACAGCCGUAAGGGAGCUCGAAAAAUCAGUCUACCUCAUGGCGCACGCCGGCGUCAACCUCGAAGUCGGCAUGAUUCUCUUCUGGCCGUACGUCAUCUCGGAGAAUAUCAUGGCCGAUAUACACGCCCUGAACCCGUAUAGCCUGGUCCUGCUGGCGUACUUUUCCGUGUUUUUGUGUGUGCUGGAGCCGACGUUUUGGUUCCUCCGGGGGUGGUCUAAGAGGUUGUUUGCCAUGGUUGAAGCGCAGUUGGCGGGGCAUCCUGUGUUGCUUGAGGCUGUGAAGUGGCCUCGGAAGCAGGUGUAUGAGUUCUACGCGCAUAUUUGA
Colletotrichum phormii is the source of this 1224-nucleotide messenger RNA. RefSeq lists its product as uncharacterized. NCBI's taxonomy places the organism in Eukaryota, Fungi, Ascomycota, Sordariomycetes, Glomerellales, Glomerellaceae. The transcript is spliced from 3 exons. The record is from RefSeq and is a predicted model, not a curated record. Gene Ontology annotation, biological process: regulation of transcription by RNA polymerase II. The coding region runs from base 1 to 1224 and encodes 407 amino acids. Gene Ontology annotation, molecular function: zinc ion binding; DNA-binding transcription activator activity, RNA polymerase II-specific.